GUUUAUCGUACUUUCUGUCGUUUACACCGACGACUCUCGAGUAUAUAAGCUUUAGGUCUUCCAGAGUCAUUCCCGAGGCCUCUCACGCAGACACACUUUCUGUGUACCACCAUGAACACCAUACGAGCAUCUGUAGUCCAGACUUGCACAGCGGCUUAUUCGCUGCCGGACACUUUGGACAAGCUCGAGCGACUCACUCGUCUUGCUGCAGAACGGGAUGGCAGCCAAUUGGCGGUCUUCCCGGAGGCAUUCAUCGGGGGAUAUCCAAAAAUGGCGACAUUCGGAGCUGUUGUAGGAGAACGUUCACAGGAAGGUCGAGAGGAAUUCCUCCGCUACCACACAGCGGCCAUCGAGUUACCCUCUCCCGCGCUCGAGCGCAUCGAGAGCAUCAGCAAAGAGACCGGGGUCUUUCUUGUCAUCGGCAUAAUCGAGCGUGAUGGAGGAACCCUCUAUUGCACCGCGAUAUUCGUCGAUCCCAAGGCAGGAUACGUCGCAAAACAUCGUAAGUUAAUGCCAACGGCGUCCGAGAGGUUGAUCUGGGGACAGGGAGGAGCAGACACCUUGCCUGUCGUUGAAUCGUCCUUCUCGAGCGAGUCCUCACCAGCAGUGAAGGCCAAGCUCUCAGCUACGAUUUGUUGGGAGAACUAUAUGCCUCUUUUGCGAACCUUCUAUUACUCAAAGAACACACAACUCUACUGUGUUCCCACCGUUGACGCCCGUCCCGUCUGGCAACACACGAUGGUCCACAUCGCCCUCGAAGGGCGCUGCUUCGUCCUCUCGGCCUGCCAAUACUCUCAGGAGAAGGACUAUCCGCCAGACCACGCCGUACGCAACGCCGAAGCUCGAAAUGGCGAGAAUGUGAUGAUUGCCGGUGGGAGUGUCAUCGUGUCGCCGCUGGGGAAGAUCCUGGCCGGCCCUUUGUUGGAAGGCGAGGGUGUCCUGACAGCUGAACUGGAUUUGGACGAUAUUGCGAGGGGGAAAUUUGACUUGGAUGUUGUGGGUCAUUAUGCGCGGUCGGAUAUAUUCAAGUUCGAGGCGAACGGAGCAUAGACUUGGAGACAGUGCCAUCUGAUGCUAAAAAGCUUCCACAGCUCGUGUAGUAUCAAUGCAAUGUUGUAACAAAGGGUAUUAGCUGCGAGCCCA
This is a messenger RNA of Stereum hirsutum FP-91666 SS1, 1143 nucleotides long. Its product is annotated as carbon-nitrogen hydrolase. The transcript is spliced from 5 exons. Gene Ontology annotation, molecular function: nitrilase activity; nitrile hydratase activity. The record is from RefSeq and is a predicted model, not a curated record. Gene Ontology annotation, biological process: detoxification of nitrogen compound. Lineage: Eukaryota; Fungi; Basidiomycota; Agaricomycetes; Russulales; Stereaceae. The coding region runs from base 112 to 1050 and encodes 312 amino acids.